AUGGGCCCUACCCCGCUAGAGCACUCUAGCAACAUCACCGCCGCGAGCUCCAGCAGUGGUACCGGCCCCGGCUCCUGCGUCAGCCCGCAGCCACAGUCGAUCGACACAAACAAUCUGGUCGUCUGCGCUCCGACAGGCAUCAAUACUUCCGACUCGCCCUCGUCACCCAUCCGGUCGUCAUCGCCAACAGGCUGCAGCGAACUCAUGGAAGAACUAAACUCAGAGUCCACGCGCAAACGUCCCCGGCUUGAUAGCGGCAGUGGUGCCAAUUGCACGCAUGACACUGCAUCAAUGACUACACCUACGACUCCGGUCGAGGCCAGUGAAGACGCACAGGAUAACCAACAGAACCAGCAAACACUUCAGGAUCAAACUGACAGCACUCCAGGUGUUGGAGAGGAAGAUCCUGUGGGAGCUCUAGAUGGAGGUAGCGUGCACAGUGGACCUCUAACAGCUGGAGAGGACCAAGAGAAAAUGCCGAUCACUCCUCUUCCUGCAGCUGCCGUCCAAACCUCGAUGAAUGGCAGUCCUAUCGUCCCUCCUCGUCCAUCAAGUCGAGUUACUAUCAACAUGAAGUCUCCUACCUCGGAAACAGGACGGUCUCUGCAGGCCAUGCCCGAAGACGAAGAAUCUACGGCAUUGUCAACGGAAAAGAAAGGUGUUAUCGUCGAAGAUGGUAAUAAUGUCACAAAGCCCGAGUUCAAUCAUAUUUCACAGCUGGACGGUGUGUCGGCUGUACUUCAGAGCAGUUCUAACUCGCAAGUGAUUGAAGAUACCCACUCUAGUAUACCCAUGGAACGAAAUACUGUCAUACUGCCUGAUUCGCCUUCUUCUGUUGCAAGCGUCGAGAUCGAGGUUGCAGAUCCAGAAGACAUGGAUCAGGAUCCUACUACAACGAGCUGGAGGCCAUUAGAUGACGUGAUACGAGGCCCCAGGGAGCCUCAGGUUGUUCAGAUUCACGAAGAAGUCUCUCUCGCAGAGGCAUUUCCAAACUUCAGGACGGCAUACAACAUCCGCGAGUGUGUCUUAGAUAUGAAAGCUGCCAUGGAGAGAGGUACCAUACAUGAUCUCAAUAUGUUUGAUGCCCUUAAGACUUGGUUUGAACUGUGCAGCUCAAAUCUCAACUAUCUCACAUAUCAAGCACUUAUUGAGGAUCGCGACCUAUGGGAAGAGGUCCCCUCUGUUGUUGAGGGUCUAUUAAGGCGGACAACCGAGUUUAUAGCAGAAGAGGGAGAGAGUCCCAUGUCCUACAUGGAAGAAUUCCUCUCUUGCUAUGCCGAAAUCGCAUUACAUGUAAUAUCUAUUGAUGCAGAACAGAUAUCGCAAUCUCCAGAAGACAGGUCUGCCCAGCAAGACCCAAUAUCGAGAACUUAUUGGAUGCCACUUGCCUCGAUGCUCCAACUGCGCAAAAUCCCCCUUUACGCUGCAAUGGAGCGUGAUUACGGUUCCGAUAUCAUUGAUAUGGUUGGCCAUCUUAACGACCGCGUUGCUGGACGACAGGUCAACGGCGUUCUGGUCCUCACUAGCUUCAUGAAAGCUGUUUCGCCCUUCCUUGCCAAAUCGCCCAUUCUCACCUCCCUUUUCACAUCGGCUCUCAAUGUCACUCACAAUAUCCUGGACUCGUUCGUCGGGAGGAGAUGCCAACCCAACUAUAGCCGCCCCAGCUCCAAGGAAAUUACUAUCCAAGUUUAUGCAUUACUUCGGUUCUCUGAGCCUGUAUACCGAUCACUGAUAGAGAAAUCCUCCUCCUGUCUUUCUAGUGACACGAGCGACACGAUUCUUCGUACCAUGGGCAAUUCGUUCCGAGUUCUUUGUGGUUUCGACGAAGAGACAGCUACAACCGUCGACAGGGACCUGCAACUCAAUGUCCCGGAGGGCGUUAACUCCCUUGAAUUCGGCCAUAUUGUCAGCUUGGGUUGGAAAUUCACCAUCCUCAAGAAACAUAUUAUGAGUGGCCGCAUGGAACUGCGAGUCUACGGCAUGGAAUCUAUCCAAGGUGACCUGGUAAACUUCUGGUCUCAGCACAUUCAGAAUGUACCCGGCGCCCUAAACCAUGCAACAACAAAAUACUUGGUCAAUUUUUUGCGAGGGCAUAAGAUCGUCGACUAUGUGGUUGGUGUCGAGUCGCAUCCUCAACUAAUAAGCCGCGGCAGCAACAUCGUCGGUUUCCUGGUCGUAACUUCAACAUAUACCAAUGAAGAUACAGAUAUUAUAUGGAAGACCGUCAGCGAGAGUCAUGAUCCUAGAACUGUAUCCGAAGUCCUCGCCAUGCUUUCGUCUACUUUUACGAUGCACCACGAAUCUGAACCACUUAUUUACAUUUGCAAUAAACUCAUAGAACUACCCAUGCAACGCUUCGACAUUCGUAUGAUCGAAUUCUGUGACCUGCUGCUGAACGCUGUCCGGAGUAAACAUGGGGAAUCCUUGCGUCACCAAGAGCUCGGCCACUACCCACACGUUGACAUCAUGCCCGUCCGCCUAUGUGUCAGGCUGAUUCGGGGCGCACUAUCCACUAAUGAAUUGCCUCCGGAGCAAAGGUCUCAAAUCCAGAGAUUCGCAAGUAAACAGCUUUCCCAAUUUGUGAGCCUCGGUAUAAGUGAAACAGACAAGUCGGAACUUUAUCAGCAAUGCGUCCAGGAUGUUUCCGACAUGAACGAGUUUGCUCUUGGGAGUAUCCAUGCUCUUAAUGCCCUAAUCCCAACCUUUGAUACCCAGGAUAUUCGGCGUUUAGCUCUAGACCUUGACUUCACCCGCCUUGUCAUUAUGGAACUUGCACAUGCAGCCACAACACCAGCAACCGAUGGAGAGGAUGAAUACCUAUGCAACACCAUCGUACCGCGACUUAAUCUAGUCCAUCGCAUUAUCGACAAAGUACCAGAGACAAUAUCUCCUGACCUAAGUGAUAUCCUAUGGGACAAAGUAUUCACUUCGAAAGUAAUAAGCGAGCAGAACCGGAAUUACAUGUGGGAGGUCUUGUCUAAAUCUGCCUCCCGAUGCCUGAAACGAAACACGUUCCUGGAAACCUUCAUGAAUGAUUAUCUUCCUCGUAUUCCUCCAGAGGAUAUCACGGAGUCUGUACUCUUGUUUGCGAAACAGACAGUGAAUUAUGAUGUUAAAUUCCACCACCAACCAAUAUCUAAUGAUGGAGAGGUCGUUAAUAUCCCUGGGAUGGACAGGAUCUGGCACUUUAUACUGACAGCACCAAAUCCAACCAUCGGAAUCAAUGCCAUCAACUUCGCUAUAGACACAUAUCUAGACCACUCCCUGAUUAAAGGAAGCAGCCCAUCAUCCGCUGAAGCAACGCAUGUAUCCCUCGUCGAUCGAUGUGUAGCCCAACUAGCAGCUGCAGCCGCCAAACUCAAAACGUUCAUAGACGGAACCACAAGCGGCGAAGACGAACCCAUGGUCAUAGUUCCAUCUGAUAACGAAGUCCGCGCCGAAGAACUGCGAUUUGCCCGCUCCCUCCUUUUCCUACGCCAACUCCUCCAAGGCCUCCGUACAAGACCGCAUUACACUCCUCCCCAGGGCUCACCACCUUGUAUGCCACUCAAGCCUGAACCAAUAAGGGGAGAAUCCAUCGACUUAGCCUACCAAGCGUUCAGUAUGGGCUCACAAUCUCGUAUCCGCACAUUCACUAUCGGAGACUUAUCAACUGCCUCCGAACUCGCGGAUAAGAUAGCCCAUGUUACCGGUUUUUCGAAGUUCACUACCAUUAGCGGUGGUCAAAGGCUGGACUUACGUGGCGGAAAUGCAAACCAGACCAUUCGGGAUCUGAAACUUGCUACCGCAGGUUUACUUAUUGUUAGGAAGGAUUCAGAUGCGUAUGAGGCUUCAUUUGGCGGAAGGCGUCAGAGCCUGACGCUUGUUGAUUCAGAGGUAUUGAAGCAUUUCAAUGACCUUUAUGAUCUUCUAAGUUUGGACGAGAGAUUUUCAAAGGAGAUAUUUGACUUCCUUAUAUUAUUCCCUCCACAGCAAGCAGUUCGUGAUUUCGUACGAUCUCCCGAAAUAGGCGAAACGGAUAUGUUCCCCAUUGAAAAGCCAUAUAAACUGCUUUACAUCCUCAAUUGUCUUAUUGUGUGUGUUCGGGAAGAAAGCAUGAGUGUGAACCGCGACCAAGCCUUUAUCUCCCACGUUAUCAAGAAUAUUGAUGCCAUCCUGAUGAAACCUGGGAUGUCUGAACUUCUACAAGAGAAUACUUUGAAGCUCAACAUUGCGUGCAGCUUCGUGGACUGCCUCUUGGUAGCUUUGAAAGCACUUGCGAAAUCAACGCCAGGUUCAUCACAACAUCUCUUCACAAACCCACCAGGCUUAAUAUCCCUAAUUCUCUCUUUACUUACUCUGAACCGCAAUGAUUCCUCUAUCCCACUCAACGAACCAACGUUACAACGACUCGUCUCUAGCUCAUUUGCAACACUCAUCGAAGCCUCUAUGAACGAUGAACACGUAUGGGCUGAAUUAAAAGAUUACACGCAGAUGCUGGAUCUUCUCUACAGCUUACUACUAUCCGAGCCUCGGCCAGGCAUCCGUAAGGACAUUGCGGAAAUUAUCUUCAGUCUUUGCGGCACAUCACCACUCCAAAAGGGCUACUGGUCAAACACAGUGUCAAAGAACGCCAUUCCAACCGGCAAUCUCGCAACAGCUACUGGGUCAGAUAUGGUAAAGUCGUUCUGGCAGUCGAUUUCAUCACUCUUGCCUCGGUCGGUAGAGCAUCCCCAGCUAGCACAGGAGUUCUUUGAGGUUUCCCUAGUGACCUUCCAUACCGUUGCUAUGCUCCCCACGACAGAAAUGCCAUAUAAGCAAUAUGUGCAGGACUGGGGAAAUAUCCUAUUGAACCACAAUGGCAAUGAGUUUGUUGGCCGUGAACGUGUCGAUCACAUUGUCCUAGGAUUUGCUUAUAUGUUGAAGAUGUGUCUCGAGCUUGCAAUUUCAGAGAACAUCGAUGCUGGCUCGAGUAAUCUUAUGGUGAAUUUGUUCAUCGCUUUCCUAUUCCCAAAUCUAUCAGAUACCCAGGACGAGAGGGUCCAACCAGGUAUUCCAAUCAUGAACCCUACCACUCGCCAGGAAAUCUAUAAUAUCAUUCUUCUUCUAUGUCGGGGUACGGACAACUGUUCGGAAAUGCUUGAGCUGCUCGAAGACAUUAUUCCCUAUGACUACACAUAUGACCCUACGUGGAUAUUUGAUCGUUCCAAAACAAUCCGCUCUGCAGAAGGAUAUGCUGGACUCCGCAAUCUCUCAAACACGUGCUAUCUCAAUUCCCUAUUCACCCAGUUAUUCAUGAAUCUGGACUUUCGUAAGUUCAUCCUGGAAGUCGAAACCUCAGAAGACGAUCCUACCCAGGCAGUGCUCAGCGAGACAAAAAGAGUCUUUGCAUACCUUCAAGACACAUGGCAGAAGAGUGUAGACCCUCAGACUGCAGUGGACACUAUUCGAACGUAUGACAACGAGCCAAUUGAUAUCAAUAUUCAGAUGGAUGUUGAUGAGUUUUAUAACCUACUUUUCGAUCGAUGGGAAAGCCAAAUACGCACAGCCGAGGAUAAGAAGAAGUUCCGAGCAUUUUAUGGCGGUCAGCUUGUACAGCAGAUCAAGUCUAAGGAAUGUGAACAUAUUUCUGAGCGUCUCGAGCCGUUUUCCGCCAUUCAGUGUGAUAUCAAAGGCAAACCUGGCCUUGAGGAUAGUUUGAGGGCGUACGUUGAAGGGGAGAUCAUGCAAGGAGACAACAAGUAUUCUUGUACCUCUUGCGGAAAACACGUUGAUGCGGUCAAAAGGGCAUGCUUGAAAGAUAUACCAGACAAUCUUAUUUUCCACUUGAAGAGAUUCGACUUUGAUGUCAUAUCAAUGAUGCGAAGCAAGAUCAACGACGAGUUCCACUUCCCCGAACGCAUAGAUAUGUCACCUUUCACCAUCGAUUAUCUCAGCAACCCUGACGCUCCCAUUGAACCUGAUAUGUUUGAACUUGUUGGAGUUCUGGUUCACAGUGGCACGGCCGAAUCCGGCCACUACUAUUCCUACAUCAAAGAAAGGCCGUCGGCGGGCCCCAAUAACUCCUGGGUUGAAUUCAAUGACUCCGACGUGACUAGAUUUGAUCCUGCAAAAAUUCCGGACCAGUGUUUUGGUGGAACAAGCGACAAUAUGCACAGCUUGAGCCAUGUCCGUUUUGGCUGCAAAGUGUGGAACGCAUAUAUGCUCUUCUACCAACGAGUUUCGAGUAUGGAGAAAGCGAAAGUGGUUUAUAAAGAUUCGAUCGGCGAUUCUCCAGCACGUAUUCCCCUGCCGCAGGAAUUAGGAAACCACAUCGCCAUGGAAAACGAGCUGUUUAUUCGCAUUUACUGCCUCUUGGACCCUCACCACGCACGCUUUAUUGUUGGCCUCUUCAAUCGAGCGCGAGAAAUCAGCCGGACUGAAAACACUUUAAUAGCCUCAAAGAUUCAAAAAAUGUCAAUGCAUGUGACUCUGGAUACUUUGGAACAACUCGUUGCCAGAUCAAAAGACUUGCCAGACGUUGAAGCCCUUCUUAUUGACAUCAAAAGGUCCAUUGAUGAAUGCCCCCGCGCUGCAUACUGGCUUUUGCAAUGGGUCGGUAAACGGCCGUUACUUCUGCGGAAUCUCAUUGCAAAGAGCCCCAAUAGUGUCGUUCGCGUUGGCUUUUCGAAACUGCUAGUAACAGCAUUGAGCCGGCUGCAAGAUCGACUAGCGGAUGUGGAUUCUGACAGUGAGCUACAAAGCGAAUACAAUCAAGAAUACUUGAGCAUGCUUGAAAAGGUCGUGGGAAUCAUGGUGAUUAUGUGGAGCACACUUCACUUCUACUCUCGUGCCUGGGAUGACUACUUCGAAGUUCUUGUUGAAAUUGCCAACCUUGGACCAUAUGAGGUUGAAACCCUACUUGAGCAUGGUUUCCUCCUACGAUGUUUGGAGAUGGUAUGGCUGGACCGCCAUGAUUCCAGGAGGCUCAAGGAAGUCUAUCCGGCUUAUGUGCGCCUGAUUGAGAAAGGAAGAAAAUUCUCACACUACAAACUCACUGAACUGCUUGCCAUUUUCCUUGAAAACGUUGACAUCGGUGCCGAACCAGUACGAUCCGGUGAGUCGAGACGCCGGGAAGAUGGUAAACUUAUUAUUUCUUAUGCAGAGAGCGAGCUCGUCCUAUCGCUAGGUGAUAAAAGAGAGCUUUCUUUUCUAAAGAAAGUGAUAGAGCAGCAAGAAAACGUUGAUGCAGCUCGGAAGAUCUUCACCAUUUUUUUAGACACAACUCCGACAAUUGAUGGACUCAUGGAUAGCAUAGUCCAUAUGCUUGAGGAGGGCCUAGCAGUUGAACCUGCAUCUCUUGCCAGCCCCUUUCUUGAAAUUACGCUACUAUUCUGCAGCAUAGUUCCUGAUAUUGACCGUGUUCGAAGUCUCAUUGAGUUUGCAGCCAAAUCAGUUGACUCGAUAAAUGAGGCUGGCGGCCGCGACCAUGUCACCUUUAUCCAAACAAUUGCAACCCUUAAUAAUAGUGCGAUCCUAGAGAAAGAUGAGUUGUUUUUCCUAUCUCUGGUGUUAGAAAUGGCACCGUAUUGGGCACCGACAUUACUCCAUUACGAUGAUCGACUGGUUCGAAAUUCAGCCUUCGAAUAUUUGCAGGAAAUCCUGUUCUCCAAAAACCUUGAAGAUGCCACUGAGACUACUCGACAGUUCUACCAACGUACGGGACGCCAAUUAGAACAAGCUUGCGUUGAUAAAUUGCAUACGACGUACCUCACCACCUCAAACACCCAGACCGUCGUUGAUGCGUCAACUGUUGAAAUCAUUCAAUAUGUCAUUAAGCUCUGCAUCGAGAAGUAUUUUGAUGAAGAAAAUAUCGAAGGAGACAGAGCUAUUAUCGAGCGCGCCGGAGCUGUCCUCGCAAGCUUGGAGCAGUACACCGUUGAAAUGCCGGAGGAUGUUGGAUCAGGUCCUGACUUUCCUUCAGAUGCAUGGGAGGAUAAUUCUGUGAUUGCCAGCGACUCAGAGAUCGGUUUGGCUACGUCACCAUAG
Messenger RNA from Nannizzia gypsea CBS 118893, 8007 nucleotides. Its product is annotated as ubiquitin carboxyl-terminal hydrolase 47. Gene Ontology annotation, biological process: protein deubiquitination. Gene Ontology annotation, molecular function: cysteine-type endopeptidase activity; cysteine-type deubiquitinase activity. The transcript is spliced from 13 exons. Lineage: Eukaryota; Fungi; Ascomycota; Eurotiomycetes; Onygenales; Arthrodermataceae. The record is from RefSeq and is a predicted model, not a curated record. Bases 1 to 8007 code for a protein of 2668 amino acids. Gene Ontology annotation, cellular component: cytosol; nucleus.